This is a messenger RNA of Diaporthe amygdali, 582 nucleotides long. RefSeq lists its product as uncharacterized. The transcript has a single exon. The record is from RefSeq and is a predicted model, not a curated record. Bases 1 to 582 code for a protein of 193 amino acids. Lineage: Eukaryota; Fungi; Ascomycota; Sordariomycetes; Diaporthales; Diaporthaceae.
AUGUGCUUCUACUACGAGGCUAACAUUGAGUGUCGCGACUGCCACGAUCUGAUCGAGUUCAGGUGCCGGGUGCCCACAAAAUACGAGCUAUGCCAGGAAGCGAUAAAUAAGAGCCUGGAGUGGGGUAGGUGUGGGACUCAAACAGCAAAGCCUCAUCCGAACGUAAUGUCGAGACGAGCUUGUCGCGUUUGUGAGGGUGAGGCAAAAGAGCAAGGUAGCGACAGAUACACGAACUGGCCCGAAUACAAGAGGCAGGCAGACGAAGCCGAUCGUGAGCGCGCUGCGAAGCGACAGAGAGAAAAGGAACGCGCUCAAUACUUGCAGCAAAAUGUUUACGAAGCGACGGAGCUCGUGGACCAGGCUGGGCUCUUGUCGGGUGCUGGCGCGGGGAUGUCUGCUGACCAGGGAGGCUAUACCCACACGGGAUCUGCGACGUACUCCAGUAUUGGAGCCGAGUUCGGUGACAUUCCACAGGAUCUGGAAAUGGACUUGAUGGAUGAUGAACCUCAGCAGACCUAUGAGGACUACGGUGAGGGUUCCAGCCACGGGCAUAGCGAGGGGUACGGUGGUGGAUACAGGUAG